Messenger RNA from Physeter macrocephalus (sperm whale), 1156 nucleotides. It is a transcript of the gene BHLHE22, whose product is annotated as basic helix-loop-helix family member e22. The coding region runs from base 1 to 1104 and encodes 367 amino acids. The record is from RefSeq and is a predicted model, not a curated record. Gene Ontology annotation, biological process: positive regulation of transcription by RNA polymerase II; sensory organ development; axon development. NCBI's taxonomy places the organism in Eukaryota, Metazoa, Chordata, Mammalia, Artiodactyla, Physeteridae. Gene Ontology annotation, molecular function: E-box binding; protein dimerization activity; DNA-binding transcription factor activity, RNA polymerase II-specific. The transcript has 2 exons. Gene Ontology annotation, cellular component: nucleus.
AUGGAGCGCGGGCUGCACCUCGGCGCGGCCGCCGCGGGCGAAGACGACCUCUUCCUGCACAAGAGCCUGAGCGCCUCCGCCGCCAAGCGCUUGGAGGCGGCUUUCCGCUCCCCGCCCCCGAGCAUGGACCUGUCCCUGGCGCCGCCGCCUCGGGAGCGCCCGGCGUCCUCCUCCUCGUCGCCUCUGGGCUGCUUCGAGCCGGCUGACCCCGAGGGGGCAGGGCUGCUGUUGCCGCCGCCCGGGGGAGGCGGCGGCGGCGGCGGCGGCGGCGGCGGCGGCGGCGGCGGCGGGGUGGGCGUCCCCGGGCUGCUCGUGGGCGCUGCCGGCGUUGGGGGCGACCCUAGCCUGAGCAGCCUGCCGGCGGGGGCCGCCCUGUGCCUCAAAUACGGCGAGAGCGCCGGCCGGGGCUCGGUGGCCGAGAGCAGCGGCGGCGAGCAGAGCCCCGACGACGACAGCGACGGCCGCUGCGAGCUGGUUCUGCGGGCCGGCGGCGCCGACCCGCGGGCCUCCCCGGGCGCGGGAGGCGGCGGCGUCAAGGCGGCCGAGGGCUGCUCCAACGCCCACCUGCACGGCGGCGCCAGCGCCCCCCCGGGGGGCCCGGCCGGCAGCGGCGGCGGGGGCAGCGGCGGCGGCGGCGGCGGCGGGGGCAGCAGCAGCAGCAAGAAAUCCAAAGAGCAAAAGGCGCUGCGGCUCAACAUCAACGCCCGGGAGCGCCGGCGGAUGCACGACCUGAACGACGCGCUGGACGAGCUGCGCGCGGUGAUCCCCUACGCGCACAGCCCCUCGGUGCGGAAGCUCUCCAAGAUCGCUACGCUGCUGCUCGCCAAGAACUACAUCCUCAUGCAGGCGCAGGCCCUGGAGGAGAUGCGGCGCCUCGUCGCCUACCUCAACCAGGGCCAGGCCAUCUCGGCCGCCUCCCUGCCCAGCUCCGCGGCGGCGGCGGCGGCGGCCGCUGCCCUGCACCCAGCGCUCGGCGCCUACGAGCAGGCUGCCGGCUACCCGUUCAGCGCCGGGCUGCCCCCGGCCGCCUCCUGCCCGGAGAAGUGCGCCCUGUUCAAUAGCGUCUCCUCCAGCCUCUGCAAACAGUGCACGGAGAAGCCUUAAACACCCCCCACCCCCGAAAAACAUAAGACCGACCCCAAAGCUAGAGGAGAGU